This is a messenger RNA of Myzus persicae (green peach aphid), 2731 nucleotides long. Its product is annotated as protein naked cuticle homolog 2-like. The transcript is spliced from 5 exons. The coding region runs from base 346 to 1593 and encodes 415 amino acids. The record is from RefSeq and is a predicted model, not a curated record. Lineage: Eukaryota; Metazoa; Arthropoda; Insecta; Hemiptera; Aphididae.
CUAUAUAGGCGGUCGCCUUGCCGAUGUGCCGACGCCACUGCCGCGCCGCAACGGCACUACAACGGCAGUCGCCCGUCAGCAUUCGAACCGAUACAACGUGCGCGCGUGUGUUCGCGUCGUUGCGAGUCGUGUAUGCGUUCUCUUUAGCCGGGUUUUAAAUCGUUCGUUAUUAUUAUUAUUUUCAAACGUUUUUACAUUUUAAAAGUGUUUUUUACUUAUUUGUGAUUUUUGUUUCGAACCAAUGACGAGAGGUUUUUUACUGUCACCGUUGAUUGAUCUUUUUUAUUGAGACAUUUUUCUACCUGGUUCCUCCGCGACCAGUUCGAGCAACAGUUAACCUUCUUCAUGGGACUGUCCAAAAAAAUGGAAUGGCUGAAAUGGAUACGAAAAUAUUCUACAGGUAUCCUGGACACGAAAACUGGUAGCAUGGAAACGUUAAUUGAUUCGGCCAGUUCGAAGACCAUCAAUUACGCUUAUACCUCCUCGGUAAUUGCUGACGAUGAAUUCAUUAACGCCGCCGCACCCCCACACCAGCGUCCGAUGUUGCCGCCGCCACCACCUACUUCACAAGUUUCGCCGUCGCCGCCACAGCUACCUAACGACGUAUACGACUGCUGCGUGUCUCUCGACGGAAUACCCAUCAAACACGAGUUUCAAUACACCUUCUCCGACACCGACGGUCAUGGAAAAAUCACCAAACACGAUGUCGAAGGACUGGCUACGAAAAUACUUGAGUCCAUGUACGGUACAACGUUGAAAUUCUCGUCGCGGGGCCAGCGAACAGUCAAAGUGACGCUCAACAUCAGACAAUCGGUGGCGGUGGUCGUGGACGGCACGACGUCGGGGACGCCGUACCGUGGCCACCAGAGCAGUCGUGAGCGCAAGACCAAGUCGGACAGACAUCGUAGCAGGGCUGAUGCUACCGCAUACGGGGUUAUCGACGAUGGGACACUAUUAGAGCAACCAGACUAUCCGUCUGUUUACGAUGGUGGCAAGGGGUCCUGGCUGCCACACCACAGAAGUGCCAAGCUGGGAGCACAGCGGUACAGACGCGAACAACUGAUCGAAAUGGUGCAGAGGAGUCUGGCAGAAAACUUGAGUUUCCAAAAUCAAAGGAAAUCCGAAAAGCCGGAGGAGGUCGUUUAUCACAGACCGCGGACGAAGCGUCGCCAGACCGGAGCACUGCCGGCCAAGGUGGCGUGGAGCCCGUACGACUUCGAACCGGUGGCACAUGUGCCUUCGUACCAACACCACCACCACCGACAGCACGAACACCUCAAGAACGUCAGAAACAAGCAGCAGCAGUUGUACAGUAACGAUGUAACGGCCGAGGAUCACGGGAUCAAGUAUUCGUCGGGUCACUCUCGACCACACCACCGGGCCACCGCGGUAGUCAGCGGUAACAAACUACAACAGUCGAAGGACGCGGCCGCGGCCACUACCACUACCGCAGCAGCCGCCGCCGCCGCUCAAGAGCAGACCAAAAACAUCGAUCAUCAGCGGUACAAACGCGCCAAAUUGGCGUCCAAGAAGAUUCAUCAUCACAUACACGAACACCAUCAUUAUCAUCACUACGACUAUUACAUCGUCUGAUGACGCAGCCGAAGAGUGUGUCUGUGUGUGUGAGAGAGAGAAAGAGAACAACGAAAAAACCGUUUAAUUCCUUUUCAUCGUGUAAAUAUUAAUUGUCACAGCAUUAUCAUCAUAACAUUAUUUGGUAUACACUUAUACGUGUGUACAUACAUUACGUGUUUGUAUUUUUUACGAGCAUAUUUGCUGCACUGGACCAGCCGGGUCGGCGACAUCGACAUAAAGCUUUUUUCCCAAAAAAUAUCAAUUCCUUUUUUCCCUAUCCAAUCGACAAAUAGCUAUAAAAAAACAAUACAAAACAAAUCCAUUAAAACAUUUAUUUUCGGUUGUACGCCGGCGUUUAUAUAUAUAUUAUAUAUACACGCACAGUGCCAACUAUAAUUUAUUAUUAUUAUCAUUAUUAUUAUUAUUAUUAUUAUUAUUAUAUUAUUAUUAUGAUUUUUUUUUUAAAAUGCAUUUGUUUUAUGUGCGCCUAUAUUAGGAUUUCGAUUAUGAUAUGUGUGAGCAGCAAAGUUUGAUAUGUGUAUCAUUCAAAUAUUUUAACUAUUUCAAUAAUUUUAUUUUAGUGAUUUCUGUAAGCACGGACUUUUUACCUCUUUUCCCCAACACAAAAUAAACAAAAACACGCAAUCAAACUUUGAGCCACAUACACAUAAUCAUCUGAAGUAUUUGUGAAUGUGUUUAACAGCCCAAUAGUUCCUUUUUUUGUAUGUGUACUAUUUUUAUUGUAUUUUUUUUUUCAUAAGAUUUAAGUUUUAAAUGACAUCAAUUGUAAAAACGUCAAAUUAAUGUAAUGCGAAUAAAGACUCGACAUUUCUUUUCAUAUUACAUCGUACAAUAAUACCUGCCGUCGCUGCAACACCUGCCGCAGGGCUGCAGUUUUUUAUUAUUUUUUUAACUAUUAACGAUUAUAAUAUCAUUAAUUGUGCAGGUAUGCAAUAAUAUGAUAAUAUUCUCCAUGCACUCGCUGUAAAUCGAUAUGGCUAAUAUACGAAUUGUAUGCAAAAAAAUAACAAAAAAACCUACUGAAUUUCAAUUUGACUUGUGUAAAUUACCACUGUCAUGUGUAUUAUAGUGUUUUCACUAUCCAUUGUUCAACCAUGAUAUUAUUAUAUUAUAUUAAAAUCCGCCAAACAGUAAA